AUGACUGAACCUGUUUUGCCGGCGCCAGAGACUGGUAAUGAUGCUUCGGCGGUGAAACCGUUAGCUCCUGGCUUCAGAUUUCAUCCAACAGAUGAAGAAAUAAUUAGCUAUUACUUGAAGAGGAAGUUUCAGGGCACACAGAUGCGUUUCGAUGCGAUUGGGGAAGUCAAUGUUUACAAUCACGAGCCCUCUGCGUUAGCAGAGCAUUCUAGGGUGAAGACAAAAGACCAAGAAUGGUUCUUUUUCUGUGCCUUGGAGAAGAAGCACAACAGCCCUACUGUUAUAAACCGAGCAACGAAGAAAGGCUACUGGAAGAAAACGGGAGUAGACAAGGAAAUCAAGAGAGGAAAGAAUAAUUUGAUUGGUGUGGUAAAGACCCUUGUGUUUUACACAGGACGUGCUCCUAAGGGUAACAGAACUAACUGGGUGAUCCAUGAGUAUCACCUCGUUGUAAAUAAACGUGAGGAAAUAGAUGAAGAUAAUAAUGAUGAGCCAUUGGCGAGAGAAUGUCUUCAACUUCCUCUCAUCCAAUACAAACGCAACCGCCAAAUCCACUCUUUUGGACGCCACAACAACUCAAGCCAGGCCACUCAUGACAAUUCUUCCUUCCCAUCAAAAACUGGCGACACUAUAUCUCCUGUUAAAGACACUAUGGAGGAUAAAAAACGAGAACCACUAGUUGCUACAAUGGUGCCUACAAGCUCCUCAACCGAGCUGAUCAACCAUCUUGAGAAAGAGAAACAGCAGAUGGGUGUGGAGAGAGAGACGUAUCAGCUCGACCUGAUGAGUGCAGAAGUGAUGGUAAACUUUCUUCAGGGUAAGAUUGAUGCGUUGCGUGCGGAGAACGAGGAGCUGAAGAAGACCAACACCAACAAUGGAUAA
Eruca vesicaria subsp. sativa (arugula) is the source of this 882-nucleotide messenger RNA. NCBI's taxonomy places the organism in Eukaryota, Viridiplantae, Streptophyta, Magnoliopsida, Brassicales, Brassicaceae. The record is from the annotation of a GenBank genome assembly.